GUGGACAUCAUUUGCGGAACUGCUGUUUGAUGGGGAGUGAGCUAAACGGAGUGGAGAUUGCUGGGUUGAAGGGACAUUGGGUGGAUCAGAGUUGAUGACGGGAUGAAAGCGAGGGGCUGAGUGAAACUCACCCAAGAAAGACGAGCGUGAGAGUGAGGGAGAAAAGGUGAAGAAAGUGAAUAUGGUAGAGAGGACGAAGGAGUGUAGAGGGUCGAUGUCUUUGAAGGCCUUAUAUGUUCCGUAAUCCCACUCCCCAAAACCAUCCCUCUGUCAAUCCCCCUCCCCACUCCCAUUUCUCCACUCUAUAUCUCUCCAGUGCCAACCACAACAUCUUGCAGAUUGUGGAUGUUUGCAAUGAUGGCGAGAAGGAAGACAAGCUCCUCCGCCUACUUGAGGAGAUCAUGAGUGAGAAGGAGAACAAGACCAUAAUCUUUACAUUCUGCAUUCUGCGUGUCAUUGAGUCCCCCCACAGUUCCCACCUCACCUCAUUGUCAAUGCCCUCACUCUAGCUGGUCUCUCCUCAGUCCGCAAUCAUCCCUGCGUCCGUCCUCCAACCAGCACCCUCACCCUGUUUCACCAUCCUUCGUCUCAAGCUCCUCUUGAGACACCCCGUCUCUCCCCGUCUCUCGCUUCUCUUUCCAGCCUGUCUCCCACCUCUCUGUCUAUAGGAGGGGCAUCAUUUCUUCUCGCAGUGGCCCUCGCCCCACUCCCAUAAGCCACCAUGCUGGAGAGCAUGUCACGAUGCAACCGCUCCCUGCUCUCCCUGUCCCUGACGUCACUGGCCCUGGCACUGUCCAUCCUGGCCUUCUGCACCUCGUACUGGUGCGAGGGGACCCACAAGGUUGUCAAGCCCCUCUGCCUCUCCCCGGUCAAGUUGAAGAACUGUGGGCAGAACAACAGCCAGCCCUACACCACAGAGAGUCCCACUCUGGACCCCAAGAAACCGGCAAACAACGUCACCUUGUCGCCCCAGGAAAAGGAAGAGCAGGCGAGGCGUCGGAAAAAGGCCCUCGCCAACGCGGUGCACUACAUCUGGGAGACGGGCGAGGACAAGUACAUGCUGCGCUACUUCCACACAGGUUUCUGGUUGUCCUGCGAGGCACACAAUGAGGAGGAGAAGUGCCGAAGCUUCAUUGAAUUGACUCCAGGAGAGACGCAAGGGGUGCUGUGGCUGUCAGUAGUAUCAGAGUUUGCGUACAUAGGCCUGUUGGCCAUGGGCUUUCUCCUCAUGUGGGUGGAGGUGCUGUGUCUCUGUGCCCGUAAGGAGAUGUAUGCUCUCAAGAUCAACGCAUUUGCCGCUAUAUGCACGGUCCUUUCAGGUCUGAUGGGAAUGGUGGCUCAUAUGAUGUACACCACAGUGUUCCAGUUGACUGUGAGCAUUGGGCCAAAAGAUUGGAGACCACAAACCUGGGACUACGGCUGGUCAUUUGCUCUGGCCUGGAUCUCCUUCAGCUGCUGCAUGGCGGCGGCUGUCUUCACCCUCAACUCCUACACCAAGACGCUGAUAGAGAUGAAGCACCGUGCCCGUGUUCGUCUGGAGGAGGCCCGGGCGGCCAUCCAGGCACCCUCCUAUGACGAGGUGCUGCAGGCGGACGGGGGCAUCUACUCAGUCAGCAGCCUGUUCCAGCACUGCCAUCAGGGGGCGUUGAACGACCCCAUGUGUGGGGGAAGGGGGCCGCUGGUGGGCCCGGGGGUUCCAGACCCCAGAGGGCUGGUGGUGAUGGCUGGUGGCUGUGGGACAGAGGGGUGCGAGGACUGCGAGAGGGAGAUGGACGAGAUUGAGGACGCACUAGACAGGGAAGAGAGGGAGGAGAUGGAGAGAGAGGACUGUGAGAGGUGCUGAGGGAAGGGAGGAGGAGGCGUUAAAAAGAGGUGCUGGCCAUCUGAAACUUUUUUUUCUUUUUUUUAACUGUGAAAUGGACUGUUCUCGAUUUCAGUCAUUUCAGUGAUAACUAUUUCAGUACCUCCAUCCAUGCAUUAAAUCUGAGUAGCUAAAGCUCUGUAAAACCAAACACAGAGAGUGAUAUGUAUUGUCCAGGUAGAGGUCAAUAUAGACAAUCACUAAGAAAUGCCUGUCAUUGGCCACAUUUAACAUGUAUAAUAUAGCUCAUGUCUUUAUGUUAACCCUGUUAUUACUAUCCUGAUAUUGAUAUUAACUGUUCAUCAUUGGCGGCAGCGUAGCCUAGUGGUUAGAGUGUUGGACUAGUAACCGAAAGGUUGCAAGAUUGAAUCCCAGAGCUGACAAG
Messenger RNA from Oncorhynchus tshawytscha (Chinook salmon), 2246 nucleotides. RefSeq names its product germ cell-specific gene 1-like protein. The coding region runs from base 722 to 1843 and encodes 373 amino acids. Gene Ontology annotation, cellular component: plasma membrane. The record is from RefSeq and is a predicted model, not a curated record. NCBI's taxonomy places the organism in Eukaryota, Metazoa, Chordata, Actinopteri, Salmoniformes, Salmonidae. The transcript has 8 exons.